This is a messenger RNA of Etheostoma cragini (Arkansas darter), 930 nucleotides long. RefSeq names its product pseudouridine 5'-phosphatase (gene pudp). Gene Ontology annotation, molecular function: phosphatase activity. The coding region runs from base 86 to 787 and encodes 233 amino acids. The record is from RefSeq and is a predicted model, not a curated record. The transcript is spliced from 4 exons. NCBI's taxonomy places the organism in Eukaryota, Metazoa, Chordata, Actinopteri, Perciformes, Percidae.
CUCCGGGUUACUUUUUUGUUGGCCCCUCUAGCUUCUUCCAAACCGUCUUCCUCGGACUCAACGCGGAAGCUUCGAGUAGUGAGUCAUGUCUGCGAGUCAUUCUGGUCGCACCUACAAACCUGUGAGCCAUGUCAUUUUCGACAUGGACGGAUUAUUAUUAGACACAGAGCGGCUGUACACCGUGUCCUUCCAGGAAGUGUGCGACCGCUUUGGGAAGCAGUACACAUGGGCGGUGAAGUCUUCAGUGAUGGGUAAGAAGGCUCUGGAUGCGGCCCAGAUGAUCCGGGACGCUCUGGAGCUUCCUCUGACCGCCGAGGAGCUCCUCGCUGAAACCAGACGGAUACAAGAGCGGAUCUUUCCCUCCGCCGCACUCCUGCCAGGCGUGGAGAAGCUGGUGCAGCAUCUCCGUAACCAUGGCGUCCCCGUGGCGGUGGCCACCAGCUCGGCCGGCGAGACGUUCCAGCUGAAGACGAGCCGACACAAAGACUUCUUUGGGCUGUUUGACCACGUCGUCCUGGGAGACGACCCCGAGGUGAAGAACAGCAAACCUCGACCGGACUCGUUCCUCGUCUGCGCCGCCAGGUUCACCCCCCCGGCUGCUCCAGAGAAGUGCCUAGUGUUCGAAGACGCUCCCAACGGCGUGAGGGCGGCGCUGGCGGCCGGGAUGCAGGUCGUGAUGAUUCCCGACGACAACAUGGACCCGGGUCUUACCCAGGAGGCCACGCUGCGACUCCGGAGCAUGGAAGCGUUUGAGCCGCAGCUCUUUGGCCUGCCGGCGUUCGACUGAGCCGGAAAACCUAAAACCUGACAUUUUAGAGACCAUGUAACUAAUCCAUUCAUCCUGAAAUAACCCACGCAUGGAUCCAGGGGGAAAUAUUCGGCAGUGUUAGGGGAACUUUAGUUUGGGACCACCAGGGGGCAGCGUGGAUA